Molecule: messenger RNA, 751 nt
Organism: Mycena citricolor
Lineage: Eukaryota; Fungi; Basidiomycota; Agaricomycetes; Agaricales; Mycenaceae
Source: the annotation of a GenBank genome assembly
GGGCACCCCUGUCCUGACCCCCGUCCUGACCCCCGCCCAUCCCCCUGCCCCAAAAUGGCCAGCUGCCCCCUGUACCCCCGCGGGGUCUAUAUGGGGGAUUGGCGGUGGUAACUGAGGUGGCAGUCAGAUAGCCAAGAUCGAGGACGGCAGGGCUAUGAUCCCAGUGUCAUCUGGAGUAACAAACUUGGCGCGUUCGGCCAGAUGAAAGUAUCUUUAGUUCGGCAAAGUUCACAGCCAUGUAUCGUUCACCAGGAAUUUGGCUGAGGAGUUCAAAAAAAGCCUGAGUGCGGUAUGACAGGGUCAUCUACAUGCACUACCUACUCCGCACGGCGGGGAGUUCUACUGCCAGUGGCUCUCUGAGCCCGGGUACUCUCGGGGGCCGGUGCUGGUGAAAAUUCAACAGCGGCCAGGUCACCAGUUCAUGCGCAUCGCACUGUCAUUGUAAUCCAUGACGCUUGUCCCAAUUGGAGGGAACAUAAGAGCGCCAGCAGAAUCGCCAAGACCCUUACUCACCCAUGUCGGCCCCGCCUUCGCAUCUCUUCGAGCCCAUCGUAGUCGGACCCGUCACGCUGCAGCACCGCGUCGUGCUCGCCCCGCUCACGCGAUACAAAGCCGACAAACAGCACGUCCCGUUUCUGCCACUCGUCAAGGACUAUUACACACAACGCGGGAGCCGCCCCGGGACGCUCCUUAUCACCGAGGGUGUGUUCAUCGCGCCCCAGGCCGGCGGAAACGCGCACGUGUCGGGGAU